This is a messenger RNA of Myxocyprinus asiaticus (Chinese sucker), 2284 nucleotides long. RefSeq names its product transmembrane protein 144a (gene tmem144a). The record is from RefSeq and is a predicted model, not a curated record. Gene Ontology annotation, molecular function: carbohydrate transmembrane transporter activity. Gene Ontology annotation, cellular component: membrane. Gene Ontology annotation, biological process: carbohydrate transmembrane transport. NCBI's taxonomy places the organism in Eukaryota, Metazoa, Chordata, Actinopteri, Cypriniformes, Catostomidae. The coding region runs from base 130 to 1305 and encodes 391 amino acids. The transcript has 12 exons.
CGGAAGUCGCACUUAUUCAAUGAGCAGCUUUCGCUCGCUGUAGCUUAGUCAAGUGAUCUGAUAAAAUUAGUUUUUAUAAGUAAUAGUCUAUCUGUUAAUUGCUUGAAUGCGUUUGUUUGUGUGUUGAAGAUGAAUUUUCGCGUGGCCGCGCUCAUCACUGCGAUCCUGUGCGCGCUUUCCUCCGGUGCCGCGCAACACCUGGACACAGAGUGGCUGUCAGAUGGCCCACACGUGCCUGUGCGGCUUCUGCAAGAAUCCAACAGCACGACCAACUCGUCUGAACUGACUUAUGGAUUCAUAUCAUGCGCUGUGUCCGUCUUCUUCUACGGGAGCAACUUUGUGCCAGUGAAAAAGAUAGACACUGGUGAUGGUAUGUUUUUCCAGUGGAUUCUCUGUGCUGCUAUAUGGACAGUCUCCCUUGUGGUAAACAUAAUUCUGAACAGUCCAAAAUUCUGGCCUCUUGCUAUGCUGGGUGGAGCCAUCUGGGCUACUGGUAAUAUAACUGUAGUUCCUAUCGUAAAGACCAUCGGGCUUGGCCUUGGUCUUCUUAUAUGGGCUUCGUUUAAUCUGCUCAUGGGCUGGGCAAGCUCACGGUUUGGCUGGUUUGGUAUUGAAGCUGAGACUGUUUCCAAACCAAUACUGAACUCCUGUGGAGCAGGGCUAUGUUUACUUAGUGCCAUUGUUUUUUUCUUUGUGAAGAGUGAUGUUCAAAGAUCAUCAACAUCUGAAGAAACACCAUUACUAAUAGACCAUACUGUGAACUCUGACACUGUGGGCACGACAGAUGAUUCCUGGGUGGAUGCAUUAAGACCACGCACCAAACGCCUUGUUGGAUCACUGCUUGCUGUCGUUGCUGGACUGCUGUACGGGUCAUCAUUUGUCCCAGUUCUGUACAUUAAAAAUCAUGCAGCCAAUCCAGACAGCCAAUAUAGAGGGGCUAGCCAGUUUGAUCUGGAUUAUGUCUUUGCACAGUAUAGUGGCAUCUUUCUCACUAGUACUGUGUAUUUCCUCCUGUACUGUGCCAUCAAAAAGAACAAACCACAAGUUUUCUCUAAAGCAGUAUUGCCAGGGUUUCUGUCUGGCAUCAUGUGGGGUAUGGCCACAUGCUGCUGGUUCCUGGCCAACCACUAUCUUAGUGCUGUAGUGAGCUUCCCUAUUAUCACUACAGGUCCUGGACUGAUUGCAACUCUCUGGGGCAUUUUGGUUUUCAAGGAAGUGAAGGGUUUGCGAAAUUACAUUGUCCUAAUCUUCGCUUUCUGUCUUGUUCUAUGUGGGGCAUUAUUGACUGCAUUUUCGAAGGUUUAAUUGAUUUGUAAAACAAGUGCAAGAAAUGCUCGAAACAAGAACAUACAAUCGUUAUGCGUUUUAAUAUUUUAAUUUUAUUUUUAAAAUUACUCCUGUUUUUAAAUAUUUUUUAUAAUGCAAAUAAAAGUUACUUCAGUUCUAUGCAGUUUAUGUAACAUCAAAAACCUGAACAUAUUUAAGGGAAAAAAUAUUGUUUAUAUGUUACAGCAAUAUGUAUCACAGUUUUUAUGUUUAUGUUAUUGGGUACACGAUUCACUCAAAACAGAGACUUUUUAAGUCAUAUUAACACCAUAGUGAACCAUGUUACACUAUUAUGUUAAUUGUCUAUUUGCACAUUUAGUAGUCAUAUUCAUUUAUACUUGGGGAUCUAAUGGCACAGAAUAAAAUGAAGGAAUCACAGAUCUCUGAACUGCAGCCAAUAGAAUAUGCAAUUAAUUAGACUUUUCAUUAUAUUUUGCAUAAAGUAUGCAUAUUUUUAGAAUGAUUAUUUUUGCAUUGUAAAAAAAUUUUGUUUUGUAAUUCCUAUUACUCUCAAUGGUUCUCAUUACUGUAAUACAUUACCUUUUUCUGUUUGACAAAAAAUACUGUAAAUUAUUUUUGAAAAUGUAUAACAGUACAACAAAUAGUACUAUUAUGUAUUAAUAAUUUACAAUGUAAGUAUCCUUUUAUUUGCAUUACAAUAAGGGUUCGGUUAGGCUAACCUUAACCCUAAUAAGAUUUUUCAUGCAUUACAAAAUGUGCUUAAUUAUGAAAAUAAUAUCAGAAUGCAAAGAUCAUAAUGAUCCUAAAACAGGUUUGAUAUUCAUAUAUAAACUUGAAUUUGGGGUGAAAUAUGACCCAAACAUGUUCUUGAAAAGUUUGUAAGAUUAGCUUUUUUUCUUUAUCUGUGCAAUAACCGUUUCCAAAAUGUGUCAGCGAUCUUAGUUCUGUUCUGUUAAUUUUUUCCCCAUUGUUUUUAGUUUUUUUUUUUUUUUUUUUU